This is a messenger RNA of Salarias fasciatus (jewelled blenny), 750 nucleotides long. Its product is annotated as tetraspanin-7-like. The coding region runs from base 1 to 750 and encodes 249 amino acids. The transcript is spliced from 7 exons. Gene Ontology annotation, cellular component: plasma membrane. NCBI's taxonomy places the organism in Eukaryota, Metazoa, Chordata, Actinopteri, Blenniiformes, Blenniidae. The record is from RefSeq and is a predicted model, not a curated record.
AUGGCUCCUCGAAGGAUGGAAACCAAACCGCUCAUCUUCUGCCUGAAGACCCUGCUGCUGCUCUAUUCCUUCAUCUUCUGGGUGACAGGCGUGGUCCUGCUGUCGGUCGGGCUGUGGUGGAAGUUCAUGCUAGGUCCGUACACGCUGCUGAUCUCCAGCGGUCCGUUCACGGCGCCGUACGUCUUGAUGGGCACCGGCGCCGCCAUCAUGCUGUUUGGGCUGUUCGGCUGCUUCGCCACCUGCAGGGGGCGCCCCUGGAUGUUAAAGCUGUACGCGGUCUUCCUGUCACUGGUGUUCAUGAUCGAACUCAUCGCCGGGAUCUCUGGAUUCGUGUUUCGCCACGAGAUUAAAGGCACAUUUCUCACCACAUACAGCGACGCUGUACUGAAGUACGACGGGCGGGACGACCGCAGUCUGGCAGUGGACAGCGUCCAACGCAGACUGCAGUGCUGUGGAGUGCAUAACUACACCAGCUGGUUCAGCAGCGCUUAUUUCUCCAUCAGCGGGGUCCCUGCGAGCUGCUGCGUCACAUUUGCAGACUGCAGUGGAACCGACCUAAAGAACGCAACGCUGGCAGCACAGAAAGUCUAUAAACAGGGUUGCUAUGAGUUGGUGACGUCCUUCAUUGAGAGCAACAUGGGAAUCAUUGCUGGAGUAACGUUUGGCAUCGCCUUCUCUCAGCUGGUCGGGAUGUCUCUGGCCUGUUGUCUGUCUCGACUUGUCAACGCCAACCAGUAUGAGAUGGUUUAA